CGAGUGCAGUCCCAGAAAGCGUGCGCAAAUGCUUGACUCUUGUGAAAUACACGAGGCUACACAAUCAAGAUUUUAUAUCUCCACCUCCCAAUCAUUCUCUCUCAUUUUGGAGGGAAUCGCAAAGCCCUGAGAGCCGAUAUUUCCCGCUAAAUCGGCCCAAAAUUACUCUAUCGAUCAGUGACCCAUUGUGUUCCGAGUCUGUGCCGCCGCCAAUUACUAAGUGUCGACUAAAAAACCAAAAACCGUCGAGCUAAAAACAGCUCGAGUUUUUUCCGCAAGAUAACAAUUUUCUUCGAUUUUCGUAACAAAAAAAAACCUUCGGAGGAAGAUUUUCGGGGAAAAAGUCGCCAUUUCAUGAAGAUUUCGGCCCCUCCGCUAUGGCUUCCACCAAGCUAAAGCAAGAGGUUAUUGAGGAGGGCCACGAUGACUUACAAGGCCAGUCGCAGCCGCAGGAGGGCCAGGAGCAGAUGGAACAGCAGGUCUCCCAGCCACAGAUACGCUUUGUCACGGCCAAUGUACUUCAGCAGUUGCAGGCGCAGCAGCAACAGGCUGCACAGAGCCAGCAUGAGCAGAGCCUCCAGCAGCAUCAUGGACAGCCGCAGGUCAUCACUCUGCAGCAGCUGCAGAAUUUUGUGCCUAUGGCGCAGCAGCAGCAUGAUCAGCAGAGGACACAGACCAUCACUGUUCAGGGGAUUCCACAGCAGUUUCUGCAGAGUUCCCAGCUGGCGGCUAGUCAGGGUCAAGCGCAGCAGCAGCAGCAACAGGUGACCCAGCAAGCCCAGGGUCAGCAGCAGCCUCAGCAAGCAGCAUCGCAGGCCCAACAGUUGAGCUACAGUGUCAUCCCCCAGAUGCAGACAGUGAACAUCGAUGGCCAAGAGGCCCUCUUCAUUCCCUCCUCAGCAAUGUCAGGCGUCGGUGCCCACCACCAGUCCCAGCCCAUGCAGUUCACCACAGCUGGUGGUCAGCAAGUGCAACUGGCCUCCCAACAGGUUCAACUGGCCAACGGCCAGACCCUCAUCACACCUCAGCCCGUCUCCCUGAUCCGGGCCCCAAGUGUCUUCCCCACCUCCAUCAUCCAGAAUAUCGGUGGGCAAACUGUUCAGUUACCAACAGACUCCAAGGCAACUUUUGAUGUUCCAGGUCAAAGUGUUCAAGUCAGACCUCUGCAAUUUCCAAUGCAGCAUGUCCAGCAAACUGUUCCUGUUCAGGUGCCUGUCACUGCCAAUAAUGGACAGACCAUUUAUCAGACUGUUCAUUUUCCUAUUCAAGCGCUGUCCAACGUUUUCAAUAUGGGGGCUGCACAGAUGAUACCGCAGAUAGCUCAGCAAAUACCGCAAAUGGCGCAGAUCAUCACACCAAAUGGCCAGAUUCAGCAGGUUCAAAUAGCCAAUUUGCCACAGCUGCAAGGACUACAGAGUCAACAGGUAGCCCAGCAGCAGCAAGCCCACGCCCAGGCCCAGGCUCAGGCGCAGGCCCACGCGCAAGCAGCAGCACAAGCCCAAGCCCAGGCCCAAGCAGCGGCCCAGGCCCAGGCAGCAGCCCAAGCGCAGGCGGCAGCCCACCAGGCCCAGCAAGUGGCAGUGGCCUCGACGCCCACCUCGAGCACAACCUGGACGACGUCAGCCUCAAUGUCAGCCCCCAGCAACGUCCAAGUGGUGGGUCUGGGCUCCCUGGGGCGUCCCCUCACCUCGAUAACGACGAAGGAGGGCCAGAAAAUCGACGUCACCAACAUCCCACCCCCCGAGCCCGACCGCGAGAUCAAGCUCACGAGUAUCGACGCCAAUCAGCUGGCAGCAGGUCAGGUGAUCCACAUCCCAGCGGCGCAGGCGACCCAGCAGUCGAUCCAGCCAAUAACGAUAGCAGGUGCCCAGGGCCAGCAGCUGACCCUGAUAUCGGCCUCAGCCCUGACGAAUAUCACGGCUCAACAGGCUGGGGGAAUGAUGAGGGGACUGAACGUUGGAAACGGUGGGAUAAUGCAGCUGCAGCCUGGAACGCCCAACGGUUUUCUCCAGUCAAUUCCCGUGCAGAAUAUCCCAGGACUGGGCAAUGUCCAGGUUAUUCCAGCCAGUGCCCUCCAGCCGGCCGUCCAGACACUGCCAGCAGCCACUGGCAAUCAGAUAGUGGGGCCAACGGUGCACCUGGACUCGGGUGAUCCGGGAAAAUGGCAGAUACUGCAGACUAUUCAGGCGAACGGUGGGAUAAAUGCACAGCCUGCCCAGCAGACCCAGCAGGCGCAGCCUCAGCAGCCGCCACAGCAGCAGGCGAACACUGGGACGACGAGUGCCACCAGUGAGGAUGGAACGAAACAGCACAGGCGGAGGGUCGCCUGCAACUGCCCCAAUUGCAGCGACGGCGAGAGGAACAGGGAUAUAACGCACAAGAGGCAGCAUGUCUGUCAUAUCGCUGGGUGCAACAAGGUCUAUGGGAAGACCAGUCAUCUGAGGGCCCACCUCAGGUGGCACACGGGGGAGAGGCCCUUCGUCUGCAGCUGGAUUUUCUGUGGGAAGAAGUUCACGAGGUCUGAUGAACUCCAGAGACACAGGAGAACGCACACCGGGGAGAAGAGGUUCCAGUGCCCUGAGUGCACGAAGAAGUUCAUGAGGUCCGAUCAUCUCACGAAGCAUAUUAAGACGCAUACGAAGAUUCGGAGUACUGAGGCAGCGACGUCCACGCAAGAAGGCUCAUCAGACAGUCAAUCGUCGACGGAUGACAAAAUAAUCAUUGCCCUACACAAAGAGACUGAACAAACGGAGAUCAUCAUACCUGGUGGAAUUGAGGGAAUGGAGAGUGACACACCGACGCACGUGACCAACGAGUGAACUGCACCCCUAGAAGAAAAUCGUAUUGUUUCCUUCCAAUCGUUCAGUCCAACAGUCCGAUCGAACGAAUUUUCAAACUCCGAAUACAACUGGAACUGAUUCGUUCCGGUGUCGGUCUGUUCGGUACUGCUGAUCAAAGCACCAUUUACAGGGAUUCCUCAUUAUAUAUUUUUCUAUCGUGUAUAGUAAAAGAAAGAAAACCCCAUGCUGUAAAUAAUGUACAUGAAAUGUAAAAAAACAAUUUGCAUAUGAAGAAAUAACGAGAUUAAAAGAAAUUUAAAAAUAA
This is a messenger RNA of Diachasma alloeum, 3105 nucleotides long. Its product is annotated as transcription factor Sp8. NCBI's taxonomy places the organism in Eukaryota, Metazoa, Arthropoda, Insecta, Hymenoptera, Braconidae. Gene Ontology annotation, biological process: regulation of transcription by RNA polymerase II. The transcript is spliced from 6 exons. Bases 378 to 2819 code for a protein of 813 amino acids. The record is from RefSeq and is a predicted model, not a curated record. Gene Ontology annotation, molecular function: RNA polymerase II cis-regulatory region sequence-specific DNA binding; DNA-binding transcription factor activity, RNA polymerase II-specific.